AUGGCUGGGGCCAGACCGACCGACUGGGACUGGGGCUGGGACUGGGACUGGGACUGGGACUGGGACUGGGCUAACGGCAAUGCUCCUGUGCUGGUGGUCUCGUACGCAUCGACGGAGACGGCCAUGGCCACGUCGUCCACUAUGUCGCUCCAGCUCAUCAACGGGACCUUUGUGGUUGGUACCACCUUUGACGCUGUCAAGGAGGCCAUUCUGGCAGGCAUCACGGUCUCACAAUCAAUUGGUCCGCAUGGCUGGGCCGAGCUCAUCACUCCGCGGCUGCUGUCGGAGAACGCUACUCGAGUCGUGGCCGUCUCGCCAACGAUCACCCAGAUCCUUGUCCCAGCUGCACCUGGCUACGACAUUGACGGCGACGAGGUGUUGUCUAUCCGGCUGCCAGCCGCGGCGCUACACGGUAAUGAGACGGCGGAUGUGGUGGCGGUGGACGCCGCGAGGAUCCAGGCCGUCGGGACGUGCGCCAUUCUGGAGGGCACGCCGUGGACUGAGUCGGACGUCCGCGACGGCACCAUGUCAUUUUCCGUCCGACUCACCGGCAUCCAGCUGGUGACCGAGCCGCAUUUUACGCCGUCGACGCUCGCGACGGCGGCGCUUGUUCGGUCAACCCUCGACGCGUCGCCGCCGCUGGAGGCCGGGUGGGACGCGGUCGUCAAGCCGCAGCUGGAGCAGCUGGCGGCCUCGGUUUUCAUCCGAGUCUCGGCACACGAGUUGAUGGUGGCAGUUCCAUCGGUCCCGACGUUUUCCGUUGGCGAGUUCAUCUCGGAGCCGAUCGAUAUCCAGCUGCACUCGUCGAUGGUGACGGUUGGCUCGCAUGUGUUGUGCUCGGGCCUCACCGUGGUGUAUAACGACCUGGUCAACAGCACUGGACCAGGUGCCCAAGACGAGUCGAUCGACCUGCCGCUACUCAACCGCCUGCCGUCGCGCAUGUAUGGCUUGGCCACGUGGCUAUUUCUAAUCCUAGUCUUUGUGGGCUGCUGCUGCUUCUGCAUCUGCUGCUCCAAGCUGCUCCGCAAGUGCUGCUGCUCCGGUGAGAAGAACGCGGUCGGGCCGGGCCCGAUGGGCACCCACGGCUUUGCGCCACCGACCAUCGUCCUUCCGGCCGAGGAGGUGGCGUCGCCGCGGCAGACGCAGAUGGGCACGGCGUCGGCCCCUGUCUCGCCGACCUCGCCGUCGGUGGUCUCGCCCAAGUCGCCCAACGCGCUUUACAUGCUCGGCGCCGUUCCGCACCACGCGGCCUCGUCGCGAGUCCUCCCGCUGCACACGUCGUUCAGCGAGGAGCUCGACUACUCGAUGCCGUCGGAUCCGUCCCCGCGCGACGCCUCGAUUCAUCUGGAGCAGCAGCGAGCGGGUGGCGGUGGCGAGCGCCCGCGCAUGCCACGCGCCACAACAUUCCUUGCGCCUGCCGAUGCUACCGCUCGCGCCGCCGAUCGCUCCGCCCGCCGCUCGCGGCUCAAACCGUCCAAGUCUCUGGCCACCCUCUCCCGAUCGCCGACGUACUCGGGCUACAAGGGCUCAGGUGGAUGGUGA
Thecamonas trahens ATCC 50062 is the source of this 1542-nucleotide messenger RNA. RefSeq lists its product as uncharacterized. Lineage: Eukaryota; Apusomonadida; Apusomonadidae. The coding region runs from base 1 to 1542 and encodes 513 amino acids. The transcript has 2 exons. The record is from RefSeq and is a predicted model, not a curated record.